GAGAAGACACAGCUAUAGAUGUACUUUAGAGUUGAGGUUAGAAGUAGAAGUUACUGUAUUUGACCACAAGUGUGUUAAGAUGUCAGAGGGAGUUUAUGGAAACUCAGAUGGAUUUGAAAACGAUGAGCCUGAUGCAAUGAAGAACACAGACAUUGAUGGCCAAUUAUAUUCCAAUGUAGGAGCCUUCAAACCCAGUCCAAGAGAUGGAGUUGUUGCUUCAGUACAUUUUCAGUGGUGGAAGAGACUCUCUGGAGUUACUGCAGUGUCUCUGGGGCUGGUGUGUGUUCUCCUACUGGCUGGGAUCAUAGGCCUGUCUGUCUACUAUGGAGUCAUUGGUCAUCACGCCUCAACAGAGAGAGGCCAGCUACAGACCAGUUACAACAACCUGACUAAAGCGAGAGACCAGCUACAGACCAGUUACAACACCCUGACUAAAGAGAGAGACCAGCUACAGACCAGUUACAACACCCUGACUAAAGAGAGAGACCAGCUAAAGACCAGUAGUAACACCCUGACUAAAGAGAGAGACCAGCAACAGAAAGAGAUAGAUGAUCUCAUGAGAAAGUUCUCUAAUCUGAAACAAACCUGUCCUGAUGGCUGGCAGAAGUUUGAAUGCAGUUGUUACUACCUCUCUACUGGGGAGAAAACCUGGGAGGAGAGCAGACAGGACUGUCUGGAUAGAAGAGCAGACCUGGUGAUCGUAAACAGUGAUAAGGAACAGGAGUUUCUCUUCAAAUUCAACAAAAGUUUCUGGAUUGGUCUGACUGACUCUGUUACUGAGGGGACUUGGAAAUGGGUGGACGGCACCCCACUGACCACCCCAAGGUAUUGGGGGAGUGGACAGCCUAAUGAUGAUGUAGGGGAGAACUGUGCGUUGUUCUCCCACAGUUCAUCAGACCAAGGAAAAUGGCAUGACUAUCCGUGUUCAACUACCCAUUACGGGAUCUGUGAGAAAUAGUUCUCUCUCACUAUUAGUUAUGAUGUUGAUUGUCACUCUGAAAGUCAUGAUACCAGCUUCAGGACUUCAGAAACUAUUCACAGCCUAGACUUUUUCCACAUUUUGUUGUUUAAACGCUGAAUUUUUAAAUGGAUUAA
Molecule: messenger RNA, 1095 nt
Organism: Salvelinus namaycush (lake trout)
Lineage: Eukaryota; Metazoa; Chordata; Actinopteri; Salmoniformes; Salmonidae
Product: C-type lectin domain family 4 member E-like
Exons: 6
Coding region: 80-958 (292 amino acids)
Source: RefSeq, a predicted model, not a curated record